AUGAAUUCCAUACCGAAACCUGCCCCUGGGUCCGAAACAUCUGGGAGGGAGGAUUUUGCUGUGGGGGAUAAGGAUGCUGUGGUUAUUGUUGAUCAUGGGUCAAGACGCCAAGAGUCCAAUCUCUUGCUAAAUGACUUUGUUGAGAUGUUCCGGGCGAAGACUAGCUAUAGGAUUGUUGAGCCUGCUCAUAUGGAGCUAGCGGAGCCUACUAUAAAGGAUGCAUUUGGAAAAUGUGUGCAACAAGGAGCAUCCCGAGUUAUUGUUAGUCCAUAUUUCCUUUCCCCUGGACGACACUGGAAGCAAGACAUUCCUGCUUUAGCAGCAGAGGCAUCAAAGGAGCACUCAAAUAUACCCUAUAUUGUCACUGCCCCUCUUGGGCUGCAUGAGCUUAUGGUGGAUAUCAUGAAUGAUCGCAUCAAGUACUGCCUGCGACAUGUUGCGGGUGAUGUCGAUGAGUGUACAAUAUGUGCUGGAACUGGAAAGUGCCGCCUGUACUCCUGA
This is a messenger RNA of Miscanthus lutarioriparius, 501 nucleotides long. Lineage: Eukaryota; Viridiplantae; Streptophyta; Magnoliopsida; Poales; Poaceae. The record is from the annotation of a GenBank genome assembly.